Exophiala spinifera is the source of this 3108-nucleotide messenger RNA. RefSeq lists its product as uncharacterized. The coding region runs from base 1 to 3108 and encodes 1035 amino acids. NCBI's taxonomy places the organism in Eukaryota, Fungi, Ascomycota, Eurotiomycetes, Chaetothyriales, Herpotrichiellaceae. The record is from RefSeq and is a predicted model, not a curated record. The transcript is spliced from 2 exons.
AUGGCAGCCUCGGAGGCAGACCAACAUCGAUUGAAUCCCAGAGCCAGCCUUCGAAACUGUUCUUACAUCGAUCCCUCAACUGGAGCGCGAUCCAACAGAACGUUUACCCUUCGCUUUCACGACGCUGACAAUCAUGAUUUUGGCUCUGACACCUCCGAUGAGUCAACCCCCCUUCUGCCUCGAGCGUCGCAAUAUGGAAGCAAUGGUCAGCGUACAAAAGUUGGGAUUGUCCUACACAAGAGCAGGGAUUAUGCGAUCCGAGCAAAGCAGUUCGUCGUGUCAGAAACGGGCAAAGGAGUGUUCAAAUGUGCACUGGCGUAUCUCCUCGGCAGCCUCGCGACCUUCGUGCCUGCAUUGAGCCAAUUGUUUGGCCGUCAGAGUUCGAAGCACAUGGUGGCCACGAUAACUGUGUAUUUCCACCCCUACAGGUCGUUUGGAAGUAUGCUUGAUGCUCUUCUUCUUGCCUCAAUUGCUUUCCUGUACACAGCAGUUGUGUCCCUUCUCAGCAUGACUGUAGCAGCCUUCUUUGCUGACACUGUCCAUUUGAUUGAGCUGGGCCAUGCCAUUGUGUUGAUUUUCUUUGUAGGAGGUGGCCUGGGACUUGUUGCUUGGAUCAAGCUCAGGAAGAGCGACCCCCUUGUGAACAUCGCCUGUUCCCUUACGUCGCUUGGCCUCAUCAAUAUUCUGACCAGAGAAGGUGCUGUUCAGGCCGGAGACUACUCUCUGAGGACAAUCGGAUCAAUUUUGGAGAUGAUUGUGGCCGGUGUUAUUGCAACUUUACUCGUGUCUCUUUUGAUAUUCCCAAUCUCUGGACGUCAGAAGCUGAGGCAAAACCUUCUCGAUGUGACUGAUCUGCAAUCAGACAUGCUUGCUCUCAUAACAAGCAGUUUCAUUUCUGGCGAUGAAGGAGAACUGGAGAACAAUGUUCUCUCCCGUGUAACCGAAAUGCACAAGAAAGUCUCUGCCACUGUUGCCCAGAAGUUGAAAGAAGCAAAAUAUGAGCAUUAUCUACUUGGUACCGAGAGGCAAGCACUGAUUGAAGCAAGGCUCGCGCACUGCAUCCAACGUAUCUCCCAGAACAUUGGCGGUCUUCGGAGUGCUGCAGCAAUGCAGUUUGUUGUUGUGAAGGAACCUCCUUUUGGGUCACCAAUGCGUACUGGAGGUAUAGCUGGUGCUGCUGAUGCUUGGGAUGACUCUCACAAAGCUGACCGAGCUAAUGGUGAUGUCGAAGGCUUAUUCAACAACUCCAAAUCUAUUCCAGCUUCCCAAGGAACAGAGGCUGCCUUGCUGCACCCCAAUCAAGAACCGUUUCGCUCCCCUGCCCAGAUAUUUGAACUGUUCAUUGAGAACCUAGGUCCCUCAAUGCGAUCUCUAGCCUUCACCCUUAAGGAGAUUCUGGAUCACUUCCCUUUUGAUCCCGACCGAAACUACGCGGUCAGCACAAUUCCAAAGUUCAAAAUCAGCCUUGACCGUGCCAUCGACCUUUAUAAAGACAGCCGCCAAAAAUCUCUCGCCGUUGUGUAUGGCCAGAAAGAUAUGGAUCGCUCCAGGCCUCUUACGGUGCAAGCUGAUUGGGAGGACGCUGCUGCUGCGUGUGGCUACUUUUCAUUCUCUCUUGUCGAGGUUGCCGAAUCGGUCAAAGAUUACUUGGUCGUACUCGACGAACUGCAGCUCGAAGUGGAUGAACAACCGGCUGGCAAAACCUGGAACUGGUUGAAAUUCUGGCAGGAGGACGUUGAUCACCAAGAGCUCCAUGGCAUCCACCCUGAGCUCGCCGAGAUUGUGAAGAAGGCGGGCGAUCUCGACCUUCAAUUCACGCAGAAGCCUUUCGACACGUCCCGACACUAUAAUGAGGCAGCAUGGCAAGACCGCCCACGAAUAAAGCGCAGGCUCUUCCACAAGAUUUAUGACGCGUCCGCAUUCCUACGUCGCGAAGACAUAAGGUUUUCGCUGAAAGUUGCCUUGGGAGCUGUGUUGUACGCGUUGCCGAGCUUCCUGCCUUCGACUCGGCCGAUCUAUUCCCAUUGGAGAGGCGAAUGGGGUCUACUAUCUUACAUGCUGGUCUGCAGCAUGACUAUCGGUGCCAGCAACACGACGGGCUUUUCUCGUAUACUUGGAACGUGCCUUGGAGCUGCCUUAGCAAUUGCCGCGUGGGAGGUGUCUGAUGACAAUCCAAUUGUGAUGGCUUUCCUCGGGUUUUGCAUGGCAUACUGGACGGCGUACAUCAUUGUUGGUCAAGGCAAGGGUCCAAAGGGACGCUUCAUAAUGCUAACCUACAAUCUCACUGCGCUGUAUGCAUAUAGUCUUACGACCCCAGACGAUGAAGACGGUGGGGACGAGGAGGACACCGGAAAACGUCCCUUGAUUGUCCAGAUUGCCACACAUCGUGUGGUGGCCGUGAUUUCUGGUACCAUCUGGGGUCUGAUCAUUACGCGCGUCAUCUGGCCCAUAUCUGCACGGCAGAAAUUAAAGGAUGGACUGUCUCUGUUAUGGCUGCGAAUGGGACUGAUUUGGAAAAGAGACCCGCUGGCUACCUUCACAGACGGUCUUCAUCCUAACCGGUACAUGAAUCUGCGCGAAGAAUUCUAUCUACAGAAGUUCUUGGCCAAGUUGCAAGGGCUCGUUGAGGCCUCGAAAAGCGAAUUCGAGUUCAGAAGACCCUUCCCCCAUGAGACCUAUGCACGUAUUCUGCGAAAGACCGAGGAGAUGCUCGGUGCUUUCCACGCAAUGAACCAAGUCAUCCUGCAAGAUCUAAACGCCUCUCCCGGAGAGGAGGCGUUGCUCUCAGCGACCGCCGAUGAACGAGCGCAGCUAUGCGUCAGGAUCAGCCAUCUCUUCAGUGUGCUGGCAAGCUCCAUGAAGCUUGAAUACUCAAUCGCCAGUGAUGCGUUGCCGAAUAUAGAACACACCAGGGACAGGCUGUUGGCGAGGAUCUUUGCAUAUCGACGCAAUGACGCCCAGGAGCAAAGGAGUACCGACGAGGAUUACAGCCUGUUUUUCACGUAUGCUCUGGUAACGGGGCAACUCAACCUUGGUAUCCAGGACGUGCUCAAGGACCUCGGGGAACUCUUCGGAGUCAUGGAUGAAGAGGCUCUUCGUCUUGACUGA